Ogataea angusta is the source of this 2532-nucleotide messenger RNA. RefSeq lists its product as uncharacterized. The record is from RefSeq and is a predicted model, not a curated record. Gene Ontology annotation, cellular component: RISC complex; cytosol; nucleus. Bases 1 to 2532 code for a protein of 843 amino acids. Lineage: Eukaryota; Fungi; Ascomycota; Pichiomycetes; Pichiales; Pichiaceae. Gene Ontology annotation, molecular function: nuclease activity; RNA binding. Gene Ontology annotation, biological process: regulatory ncRNA-mediated gene silencing; mRNA catabolic process. The transcript has a single exon.
AUGUCGACUAUAUUUGGAGCACGUGUCAAGAACGUUCUUUCUGCUGAUACGCUUGUGCUGGUUCCUCUGAAAGGACCCAGUACAGAGCGCAUUUUGACUCUGGGCUACGUGCAGGCUCCACGGCUCAAUGCUGGCGAGAAGUAUGCUUUUGAGGCCAGAGAGCUUUUGAGAACGCUUUUGGUCGGCAAGGAGAUCAAAUUCUGGAUCCUCUACAAGAGCCAGUCCGAGAAAGAGUUUGGAGACGUGUCGACGCCACUUUUCCCCUCCUUGAUUUCGUAUCUUUUGGAGAAAGGUGCCGUGAAGCUCAGAUCUGGAAUUUUCGACGACGAUGCUCUGCUUGAUUUGCAGAAGAUCGAGGCCAAGGCCCGCGACAAGGGUGUUGGCAUGUGGGCGAAAAACCUGGGUGCCAUUGAAACGGCCAAUGAGCUGACAAUAAAUCAGAAAGAAAAGUCAAAGACCGCACCGCUCGACGCCAUAGUGGAGAGAGUGAUCAGUGGAGAUCGAUUGAUGGUGAGGGUGCUGGUUUCCAAAAAUAAGCACGCUGUGUUUCCCGUCCUAAUUGCUGGAAUCAAGGCCCCGAGAACAGCCUCUGCAGAGCAAGAGGCCGAGCCUUUUGGCGAAGAAGCCAAGAGCUACGUGGAGGCCCGGCUGUUGGCCCGAAACGUCAAAAUCAGCGUUGUCGGCGAGUCCUCCAGCGGGAUCGCAGUUGCCCAGGUGAUCCACCCGGCAGGUAAGAUCAAUGCCAAACUGCUGGAGGAAGGACUGGUCGAGGUGGCUGACUGGCAGUCCGUUCUGCUGGGGGCCAGCGAGAUGGCAGAGUUGCGCAAGAGUGAGCGCAUCGGCAGAACUCAGAAGAAGAAUUUGUGGCAUAGCGAGGACGGCUCGACAGAGACCACUGAAAAGAGCUUUAAUGGAGCCAUUGCAAAGGUGAUUUCAGCAGACACGUUGGUGAUCCGUCUGAAAAACGACACUGACACUAUUGUCCAGCUCGCAUCCCUAAGAGGACCACGGCAGUCUGAUCCAGAAACGGCACCGUUUGUUGCCGCUGCAAGGGAAUUCGUGCGUUCGAAGGCCAUUGGCAAACAGGUCAGGGUUGUGGUUGAGUCGAUCAGACCGAAGACAGAACAGCUUGACGAGCGUUCUUUGGUGAGUGUCUAUUUCAACGACGGAACAAAUCUUUCGGAUCUCAUUGUUUCCAAUGGCUAUGCUUCCGUCCUGAAGUUCAAGUCAGAAAGUAAGCCGGACUACUGGGACUCUCUAAUUGAGAGCGAAUUGCUGGCUACCAAGAUGAAGAAGGGAAUUCACGGCAAAGCUCCAGAGCCUGAAAGAAUUGUGGACGCUUCAGAGUCUGCCGCCAGAGCAAAACCGUAUCUUUUCUCCUUCCAGAACAGAACCAAGAUCCCUGGUAUCGUGGAACACAUCACAGCCUCCAAUAGGUUCAAGAUCUCCAUGCCUCGUGAGGGUCUAAAGUUGACGUUUGUGCUUGGAGGACUGGCAAACCCAAGAGGAGACGAAGGAAUAGCGGAAAAGGCUUUGGCGUUCACGACCAAAAAGGCAUACCAGAGAGACGUCCAUUUGGACAUCUACAACGUCGACAAGUUUGGCGGGUUCAUUGGCAACCUCUACCUCCCUGGAUCUAGUGUUCCGUUCCAAAUAUCCCUGUUGCAACAAGGAUUUGCCGAGUGCCACGAGAGAUCGCUCGCACAGACGAAAUAUGAGGCCCAAUUCUUGCAAGCAGAAGAGGAAGCCAGAGAGAAAAAGCUGGGUAUUUGGGCCACGUACCAGCCUGAGGAGGCGCCGGUGCAGCAGAUGGCAAAGCUCAGCAUUGACAGAAAAUACCACGAUGUGGUGAUUACCGACGUUUCAGAGACCAUAGCUCUCCAAGUUCUCAACGACGAGCAGAAAAAGCUGUCUCCAUUCAUGAAACAGAUGCACGCGUUGUCGUCGAGCUUCAAGCCGCUGGCUAAGCCGCCAAAGGUCGGAGCCCUUGUCGCGGCCAAGUUCUCAGAAAACGGAAAGUUCUAUCGUGCGCUGGUGGUUGCUGUUGAUCGCCAAUUGAACAAAUACAAGGUCCGUCACGUGGACUACGGAAACAGCGAAAAUGUUCCGCUCUCUGACUUGCGCGAGCUGCCUGCCAACUUCGGGACCUCUGUGUUGAAACCGCAGGCUCACAUUGCUCAAUUCUCGCUGGUCAAACUUCCGCCAGCUCAGCCUAUCAACUAUCUACAGGACGCGAUUUAUUUCCUAGAAGACCUUAUUGUGGACAGACAGCUCGUUGCGUGCGAGACUUUCCACAACCCAGAGCCAGGUGUCGAGAUGGACGUGGAGCUGUACGAUCCAGAAACGAUUUCCAAGGAUCCGAAAUGGACGAUCAACAAAGAGCUGGUGUCCAACGGCCUUGGUAUUGUCAAGAAGAAUCUGAAAGAUUUCGAAAAGCUGCUCUCUGCCGAACACCAGACACUGCUGGAGCUCGAGCAGGAGGCCAAACGUGCUCACAAGGGCUGCUGGGAACACGGCGACAUUGAGGAGUAA